GCCGUGUCAUAGCAAAGUCAUUUUCUUCGUUCGGAUCGCGUGAGUCAAGCUGCGGUAGAGAGAGGGCCUUGCAACAGGCGAAAAUCUCCAAACGCAGACGGAUUUUGGGUCCAACUCCCACCGACGUUCCGCUUCACGCUCGAGAAAAUCCAGCAAACAUCGAAGCAAGCCCAACGAGAAAACCGGCGCCAUGUCGGCCACUACUCCCCUUCCCGCUGUGGAGGGGCUCCAGAUCUCCAAGAUGAAGGAGCUGAAGGGCACCGAAAAACGAUCUGCCUUGGUUGCUAUCGAGAAGAAGUACCAACGGAAGUGGGAGGAAGAUGGCGUAUUCCACUUCAACGCGCCCUCGACCGCCGACUACCCUCUGGACUCGAUCUCUCCCGCCGAUCUGCGCGCCAAGUUCCCCAAGUUCUACGGCAACAUCGCAUACCCCUACAUGAACGGUGUGCUGCACCUGGGACACUACUUCACCAUGAGCAAGGUCGAGUUCCAGAUUGGCUACAAUCGCAUGCAAGGCAAGCGCACAUUCUGGCCCCAGGGCUAUCACUGCACCGGCCUACCCAUCAAGGCCUGCGCCGACAAGCUAGCCGACGAGGUCAAGAAAUUUGGCCAGGAGUUUGAACGCUACAAGGAAGAGGAGGAGGCGCCCGCCCCCGAAGUCAAGCCUGCUGCCGGCAAGCGCGAGGACUUGACGAAAUUCACCGCGACCAAGGGCAAGGCCAACGCGAAGACGGUCAAGAAGAAGUACCAGUUCCAGAUCAUGGAGUCCAUCGGCAUCCCCAAGCAGGAAAUCCACCGCUUCGCCGACAGCCAGUACUGGCUCGACUACUUCCCGCCCCUGUGCGAGGCCCACCUCAAGGCCACCGGUUCCAGGAUCGACUGGAGGCGGCAGUUCGUCACGACCGAUGCUAACCCUUACUAUGACGCCUUUGUGCGCUGGACCAUGAACCGACUGAGGGAGGCCAACAAAAUCAAGUUCGGCAAGCGUUACACCAUCUACUCGGUCAAGGACGGGCAGCCUUGCAUGGACCAUGACCGCGGAGAAGGAGAAGGUGUCGGCCCGCAGGAGUACACUGCCCUGAAGCUCAAGGUGAUAGAGUGGGCGCCCCAAGCCGCUGCUGCCAUUGAGGGAAAGCUCCCCAGUGGCGCCGAGGUGUUCUUGGUCCCCGCAACUCUGAGGCCUGAGACCAUGUACGGACAGACCUGCUGCUUUGUCGGUCCCAAGUUGAGGUAUGGCGUGUUCAAGGCCGCUGAGAACCAGUACUACGUCAUCACUGAGCGGUCCGCCAAGAACAUGGCCUUCCAGAGCCUCCUGGACAAGGACAUGACAGUCCCGGAGAAGGUUGCCGAGCUUGUUGGUUCGGACAUGGUCGGGACGCUGGUAAAUGCCCCCCUGUCUAUCCAUAAGCAGGUCCGGAUCUUGCCCAUGGAAACCGUCAAGGAGACCAAGGGCACAGGCGUUGUCACUUCGGUGCCCAGUGAUUCGCCCGACGACUACGCUACCGUCAUGGACCUUGCCAAGAAGGCCGACUAUUAUGGCAUCAAGAAGGAGUGGGCCGAGCUUGAGAUCAUCCCGAUUAUCGAUACCCCAUCAUAUGGCGAUCUCUGCGCCAAGUUCCUGGUCGAGAAGCUCAAGAUUGCGUCGCCAAAGGAUGUCAAGCCAUUGACUGAGGCUAAAGAGCUGGCCUACAAGGAGGGCUUCUACCAGGGCAUAAUGAAGGUCGGAGAAUUUGCCGGCGACAAAGUCGAGGUGGCCAAGCCCAAGGUUAGGCAAAGCCUGAUCAACGACGGCCUGGCGUUCGCAUACGCCGAGCCGGAGAACAAGGUCGUGUCGCGGUCUGGAGACGAGUGCAUUGUUGCCAACCUCGACCAGUGGUACAUAGACUACGGUGAGGAGUCGUGGCGCAAGCAGGCGCUAGAAUUCGUGGCCAACGUUGACGGCAAGGGACUGGACACGUACAACUCGGAGACGCAGCAUGCAUUCAAGGGCUCCUUGAACUGGCUGAACCAGUGGGCCUGCGCAAGGACGUACGGGCUGGGCUCCAAGCUGCCCUGGGAUCCCAAGUUCCUGGUUGAGUCCCUGAGUGACUCGACCGUAUAUAUGGCAUACUACUCCCAGGUGCCGUUCCUGCACAAGGAUCUGUUCGGCCGCGUCAAGGGCUCUGCCAAUAUUGAGCCUGAACAGAUGCUUGACGAGGUUUGGGACUACAUUUUCUGCCGAUGCGAGAUGGACGACAAGCUCCUCGAGGCCUGCAAGAUCUCCAAAGCAACUCUAGAGUCCAUGCGCAGGGAGUUCCAGUACACAUACCCCCUGGAUCUGAGGGUAUCAGGAAAGGACCUUAUCCCGAACCACCUGACCUUCGCCAUCUACUGCCACAUCGCCCUGUUCCCGCCCGAGUACUGGCCCAAAUCGUUCCGUGUCAACGGUCACCUGAUGAUGAACGGAGAGAAGAUGAGCAAGUCGACUGGCAACUUCAUGACGCUGGAUGAGGCUACCAAGAAGUUUGGCGCCGACGCUCUGAGGAUGGCAAUUGCGGACUCCGGCGACGGUGUGAACGACGCAAACUUCGACGAGGACGUUGCAGACAACAGCAUUCUGCGCUUGUUCACCACGCGCGAGUGGAUCGAGGAGACGGUCAAGAACAUCGGAGACCUGCGGACGGGCGAGCUCAACUCGUUCCAGGACGCCCUCUUCAGCAACGAGCUGAACGUGUUGGUUCGCGAAGCCGAGAAGCACUACGGCGACACGGCCUACAAGCUCGCGCUGCAGUCGGGAUGGUACAACUUCUCGAGCGCCAUCAGCUUCUACCGCGAGGCUUGCACAGCGGAGGGCAUCAAGUUGCACCGUGACGUGGUCCUGCGCUACGUGGAGCUGCAGGCGCUGAUGCUGCUGCCCAUCGCGCCGCACUGGGCCGAGUACAUCUGGCUCGAGGUGCUGGGCAAGAAGGAGACGAUCCAGAAGGCGCUCUGGCCCGAGGUGCCGGCUGCGGACCCGGCACUGACUGCGGCGCGCGAGUACGUCAAGAUGACAUCGUCAAACGUCAACUCGGCCGAGUCGGCGCAGCUCAAGAAGAAGGCCAAGGGCAAGGAGGUCUCGUUCGACCCGAAGCGGCCCAAGAAGCUGACCAUCUUCACGGCGGAGGCAUUCCCGGCAUGGCAGCAGAAGUACAUUGAUCUAGUCAAGGAGUCGUGGGACAGCUCCAAGGGCGGCAUCCGCGACGAGAAGGAGCUCUCGGCGCGCAUCGGCAAGAUGGGAGAGAUGAAGAAGGCGAUGCCCUUCGUGCAGGCCCUCAAGAGGCGGCUGCAAGCCGGCGAGAACGCCUCGGCGGUGCUGGAGCGCAAGCUGGCGUUUGACGAGCAGACGACGCUGCUGGCCAUGGUGCCCGGCCUGAAGCGAACUGCCGGCUGCGUGAGCGUCGACGUCGUCGCCGUGACCGAAGGCAGCAAGAAGGGCAAGCUGCUGUCGGACGACAGCAAGAUGGUGGACGUGACGGCCCAGGCCGCCGACGGGGCGGUUCCCGGCCAGCCAACUUUCUUCUUUGAGAACGUGGAGGCAUGAUUGUGCGAUGAUGGGAUAAGGAUGGCUGCGAGUGCAAUAUUGGGAACAGGGAAAUUCCACAUGUGUGGGUAAAUGGAAUGCGGCUCGGAAAGGGAAGCUAUGUGCAUGUCGAGCCAGAUAUUGAGGAACACGAGGAGAUAUGACAAGGGGGCUCACCAGGCUUGGUUGUACUGUCCUCCUGUCUGAUGCAUAUCUCUCCCAGUUUCCCUGUGCGCUUUCCAAGUGAUAUUCCGGCUCGCUAGAGAGAUUUCUGCUCUCCGUGCUAGAAAAGAGAAGAGGUGGCAAUGAUUUUCUUUGUUUUUUCUACCCGCCGCUUGAUAACUGUAGGUGGCAAGCGACCACAAGGCUCCUCUUCCUCUCAACUGCAUCCUCUCCCUUCCCGUGUCGUACCGUCGUUCCAUCUGGUACAACGAGUAACGCUGGCCACUGAGGAAAGGAGGUGCCACUAGGGAGGACAUGAUGCAACCUCCAGGACUGUUGCAAUUACUGUGCCCUCCUGGCGAUCGCACUACAACCGUGUGGGAGGUUCUGUGGGAGACAGCUAGCCCCCCCUUUGAUCAUCUAGGUGCCCCCUUCGACUCUAUGAUUACGUGCCACCUCUCGGUGAGGCAAACGCUAUUUAAGGGGCCUCCAUCACGAACAACCUGCGUUAUGCCAUGGGGAAAUCUCCCUGGCCACCCAGAAAAAAAAGGGAAGAAACGGAGGCGGCCUGUUUCGGUGCGCGCCUUGCCAGACCCUCGUGUGUCACCCUUUGUGGUCCGCAGCCGACCCCCUCCCCUAGCCUUCCGGAUUCUGCGGGCAGGAGCCUUCCCCUGAGGCCGGCGCCGACUGCGUCCUUGGCGCACAGGAG
This is a messenger RNA of Gaeumannomyces tritici R3-111a-1, 4409 nucleotides long. RefSeq names its product leucyl-tRNA synthetase. Bases 191 to 3559 code for a protein of 1122 amino acids. Lineage: Eukaryota; Fungi; Ascomycota; Sordariomycetes; Magnaporthales; Magnaporthaceae. The record is from RefSeq and is a predicted model, not a curated record. Gene Ontology annotation, biological process: leucyl-tRNA aminoacylation. Gene Ontology annotation, molecular function: ATP binding; aminoacyl-tRNA deacylase activity; leucine-tRNA ligase activity. The transcript has 3 exons.